AUGAAGUCGUUGGCCUUAAACUUGUUCCAAAAACUACUUCCACUUUUAAUGGUGUCGCUGUUGUUAUUGUUGGCAACAACCUCCUUAGCCACAACAACAGCAUCGGCCGUGGAAGUAACAUCCUCAACACCAUCAUCAUCGUCUGCAAGGCGCAAUCAAUUCGCUGGGCGAACUAGAUUUUCUUUCGUACGAACAACAACACCAGUGCCACCAUCAUUACCAAGGCCCCCACAAUUGAGACGUCGUCUUGGCACCACCACAACCGUGAGUAGUAUAUCAGCGGCCGCCCCCACCACCAGCACUACCACCACAACAACAACAUCGUCGCCUGCAACGUCGGCAAAGAUGGCCCAACGACAAAGACGUCUGCCACAGGCAAGGCAGCACGCGGCAACAUCCACGAAAAUUACCACCUCUAAGCCACCAGAAAUUUUAGGUGAAGCGCCAACAACAACAUUGGCUUCGACACGGCUUGUUAGGCAUGUGGAUGCGACCACCCCUAAAUCGAAUAGCAACAAUAAUGAUGAUGAUAGUAGUAGUGGCGGCAUACGACAACAUCGUAGUUUUCAUAGCAACAGUCGCAAUGAUCGUUCAUCAGAUGUCGUGGUCGUCGUCCGCAAUGGGGAACAUGGGGAAAAAAUUCAGCAUAAAAAUCAAUUUUCUACGAAACGACGAACAUUUGGACGAGGGGCCGACGUCACCACUGAAGGUACCAUCAACAGUUCCUCAGAGAGUCCCUCGACAAGAUAUCAACGCUUUAGAACGACAACAAACAGCAACAAUAGGCUGCAAUCAUCAUCGUCGUCGACAACGGCUCACUUUGAUGGCCGACGACAAUCAUCGAAAAUCACUUCUUCAGCGGAUGACUAUGGUCCUACAAAGACCACAAGCACCACGACAACGACAACACCGCCACCGUCACCGCCAACUGGCAAUUCCAACAACAUAAAAUUGACAACUCGGCACAAUCAGCAGACACCAAAAACCCCUCGUAUGAUUCAUCGGCUAGUUGCUGGUCACAUACAAAAUAAUGAUAAUCGAGCUUCAGCCUCAAACACGAACAAUAGUACCAGAGUAAGAUAUAUUUUGCCAGUAAAUCACAAGGAGGAAGACGCAUCUUCCUUGGAAUCUCAGAAUGCCGGGGUACUAAGCAGUAGCUUUAGAGAUAAUAAAUUAAAUGCCAAUAUACGAAUAGAUAGCCGAACGACAACGGAAACACCCAACAAUUCCACCCACGAAGACAACGACUAUCAUGACGAUGAUGAGGCCUUGCUCGAUGAUUCUGGAGAUUUUGAUAAUUGGGAUAAUGGAAUUCUACGGCUAAGUGCAGGAUCGGGUAAAGAGAAUACAUUGAAAUCGAAAAAGAAUAAAGAUGACUCCAAAAAGACCCUGGCCGAUCAGGUUAAGGAUGGUAAAUAUGGACUAAUUGAAAAAGAAUUAUUUCGUAGACCCCCAAAGAGACCGGGAGUUUUAAGUUAUCUACCCAAUAAAGAAGUACCCGAAGAUAAUGAACGUAAUUAUGGUGGUUUAAAUGAGGAGGAUAUUUGGUUGGCCGAGGAUCAUUUGUUGGUCAUCAAGGGUGGCAGUUUGAAUGAGGAUAAUGCUGCCGAACCGUGGCCAGCAAUUGAUGAUUACAAUGCCGCCGGUAGGCAAAUUAAAAUUCCCGACAAUCCCAAAGUUCCGCCACCCUUUCCUGUCCAACUCGAAGAAAAUGGCCCCGUACAGCUUAUCGGAAAUAAUAAACUCACGGUCGUCUAUCCGAUCGCUAACGAACCGUUAUCGCUUUAUACCAGCCCAGGCUCAGAGGUCCACAACGCAUCGCCCGAAAGUGAUAGUGACGACGAGAAAAAUCUUAUUACCCGGCCGGGAGCGGUUAAAGGCGUUAAAGAGAACGAAGAUGCCGCGGGUUACAACUACGCGUCGCCCUCACUCCCUUGGCUUGUUGCGAACAACCAAACGUUUGUUGAUCAGGCGUCACCGAUAAAUAAUCAGGUUAAUUAUCCGGUUUUGGGGCCAUUCUUGUAUGGGCGCAAUGGUUCUCUGGAUAAUGCCACUGAUGAUUUUGAUGAGGAUGAUCCAUCGUUGUAUUAUCCUCCGCCAUAUAGUUUUGUCUAUAAGAGUAAUUAUUCGAACCCCGUGCCACCAGGGCCAUUGGUACCGGGUAUUGUUGUGCCACCACCCCCAGAUCAGUUUGGAAAAUUGGAGAAAUCGGAGAAGGAAAGGAGGCCAGUGGUCAGCGGUGGGGGUUCCACACCACCGAUACGGUAUAGGGUAUAUAGUACCACAACAACAACAACACCAAGGCCAUAUUACACCAGCACGACGCCACCACCAACAACAACGACAAGUACUACAACAACGACGACAACAACAACCACGACCACAACAGAAUCUCCAUAUCGAAAUGCAAUUACGAAAAUUACCGAAUACACACCGAAGAUUAUUCACAUUGCUAGUCCAUCUCCGCGGCCGGUCUAUACACCCACAGCCUCACCGGCAAUUGGUUCAAGAUUACCGCCCCCAACAACAACAUCUUCGCCAAUACCAAAUCGGAAUUCAUUGCAAAAUAUACAACCAGUUCCGGUUCCUGUGGCCGUACCCAUACCCAUAUAUCCAGCCAAUGUGGAACAACCGAAUAUACGACCUGGCACCAUUUCCUUUGUACCCACCACUCCCGAACCGAAUGUGGAAAGUUUCUCGAAGUCGAAUCCAAUUUAUUAUGAAUACUUCGAGGCUAAACGACAACACCACCAACAAGGUACCUCACAGCUAUUCGAUGAAUUCCUUUCCAGCACUGUUAAACCAUAUCCAACACCUUCACCGAAACCCAUUAAGCUAUACAAUACCAGUAAGAGGCCAUAUAAGAAUCGGUAUCAACAAAAUAUUGUCCCGUCCAAUCACCGAUAUGUGGAUGAAAAUAUUGUGGUAAUAACUCCCAAACCUGAGGUGAGACUCAAGCAGAGACCUUACUACAAACAAAGGCCUUUGCAAAAUUUCGAACAGGAAGUUACAAAUGUGCGGGACAGCAGCUUGCGUUAUUAUCAAAAUCAAGAGCUACGGGAUAACAAUAUACCCAGGACACCCAAGGCCAAACCGGUAUACGAUUACAGCUAUGAUUCCGUUAAGGCUGUAACUCCAGAGGGUGUACGCAACACCUUCCAGCCUCCAUUGGAAUACGAUGUGGAACCAUUCCAGCCAAUGGUAACUUACAGCCCUCCCGCAGGUGAUGAUGAUUCAUUUAAGGCCGUCAAUGUAGACAAGGCCGAUAAUAUUGCAUUGCAACCUCAGGGUCGAGAAGAGACGGAAGGACGUGAACAGGACCUCUAUUCACAACAACAACCGAAAUAUAUAAGUACCACCACCCUGGUGCCAGUGCCACAACAACCUGAAAGAUCAAAGAAGUUGCGACAACAACAACAGCAGGUGGAAUAUAAUCGCUGGGUUGCCAUAAAUAAACAGGAGUUUGAAACCAGAUAUACCGCUCCAGAUAAUCUGCCACGGCAACGAGAACGUUAUCAAGAACAAGCGGUUCUACAGCCCCAAGCGCAAAGAAAUCGUGAUGGUUACUAUUAUGGCCCAGCCAGGCAAAAUAAUCGCUUCUAUGAAGAACCCUUUCAGAAUGCACCAAAUCGGAAAAUUAUCAAUUAUAGGCCACCCGCACCACCAACAAGUGCUCCCCAGGUUGUCCAGCAACAACAGCUUUCACCACAACCUGUCUGGAGUUUAGAAAAUGAUACCUAUGUCAAUUAUGCACCCAAUCGUCCUCCACUAAAUCCCGAAGCAGAAUUCAUUAAUCCAUAUCAAACAAUACCGGUGAAUACAUAUCAACAGCAGCAGCAACAACAACAGAGGCUAGGGGCCUAUCAGCAACAACAGCAGCAGUCACCACCAGCCUUGUCACAUCAAUCGCAAUAUUAUGCACCACCUCCUCCUUCACUUUCCCAGCAACGGCUUCCCAGUCGCCAAUUCCAAUCCCCACAACCUGUGUCAUUACACCGUGACAUUCUAGUGAAUUAUCGCCAACCUCUACCACCCAUUAAUCCCGACAGCGAAUAUAUAUCACAUCCUCAGGUGGUACGCCAGCCUGUUCCACCAAUCAAUACCUAUUAUCGUAACGUUAAUCAAUAUCGUCCCGCUGCCAUUCCAGUACCAAAUCUAAAUAUUGAAAGUGAAGCGGAUGUUUAUUUUCUAACGCCGAAAUUUCGACGUGCCAAUAAUUUAAGUCAAAAUAACCAGAACAACAAUGAUAAUAAUAAUGCCGAUAGCAGAAAUUCGCCAUCGCCGAAUGGAAAGUAG
Molecule: messenger RNA, 4296 nt
Organism: Musca vetustissima
Lineage: Eukaryota; Metazoa; Arthropoda; Insecta; Diptera; Muscidae
Exons: 3
Source: RefSeq, a predicted model, not a curated record